ACUACCAUGUCAUACCAAGGACUGCUUUCCCUUACUGAUGGCAUAACAAAUUUUAAGCUGCUUGGAACAAGUUAAUACUUGAUCAUGGCAACAAGCACCAAUCUACAAGGAUUUAAUCUGGAAGAAAACAAAGAUAAUGUCUGUGAAACUGUCCUUGGUGAGAUUAAAUACUUGGAGCUGCCUUUAGGAAUCACUUUAGGGUCUGUGUAUGAUGAUCAGCCAAAUGCACACCAAAAGUUUAUGGAAAAAUUGGAUGCAUGUAUACGUAACCAUGACAAAGAGAUUGAAAAAAUGUGCAAUUUUCACCAUCAAGGGUUUGUGGAUGCCAUUACAGAACUUCUUAAAGUAAGGGCUGAUGCAGAGAAACUAAAGGUCCAAGUUACUGAUACAAACAGAAGACUUCAAGAAGCUGGGAAAGAGGUGCUAGCUCAGACAGAGGAAGUCAUCCAGAGUAGACUUCAGCAGAGGAAUAUUAUCACCGUGGUUGAGAAACUUCAGUUGUGCCUUCCAGUAUUGGAGAUGUACAGCAAAUUAAAAGAGCAGAUGAAUGUCAGAAGAUACUAUUCUGCUUUAAAAACAAUGGAACAGCUAGAAAACAUAUACUUUCCUAGAGUUAGUCAGUAUCGGUUUUGCCAAAUCAUGAUGGGGAACCUUCCAAAACUUCGCGAGGAAAUUAAAGGGAUUUCCAUGUCAGAUCUGAAGGACUUCCUGGAGAGCAUUCGGAAGCAUUCAGAUAAAAUUGGUGAAAUGGCAAUGAAGCAGGCACAGCAGCAGAAAACCUUUAAUACUGCUCUUCAGAAGCAUAGCGGUCUGUGUUGUGGAAGGAAUGUAUAUGUAAAUAGCAGUGGAAUUGCAGAAUCAAGGAGCGAAAUAGUUUCAAAGCAAAACCUAGAAGAUGAAGAAGAACAUGAAGAGGAGGUUUUGACUGCUCAUGAUCUGGUAGAUUUUUCUCCUGUUUAUAGAUGCCUACAUAUUUAUUCAGUUUUGGGUGAUGCAGAAACAUUUGAAAACUACUAUAGAAAACAGAGAAGAAAACAAGCGAGACUAGUUUUACAGCCACAGUCAAACAUGCAUGAAACAGUAGAAGACUACAGAAGAUACUUCAGUCAAAUUGUAGGUUUUUUUGUCGUGGAGGAUCACAUUUUACAUGCCACCCGAGGACUAAUCACAAGAGCUUACACGGAUGAACUUUGGAACAUGGCACUUUCAAAGAUUAUUGCUGUCCUUAGAACUCAUUCAUCCUAUUGCACUGAUCCUGAUCUUGUUCUGGAGCUGAAGAAUUUGAUAGUUGUCUUUGCAGAUACCUUGCAGGGUUAUGGUUUCCCUGUCAACAGACUAUUUGAUCUUUUAUUUGAAAUAAGAGACCAGUACAAUGAGACGCUUCUUAAAAAAUGGGCUAUAUUGUUCAGGGAUAUUUUUGAAGUAGAUAAUUACAGUCCAAUUCCUGUAUCAAAUGAGGAAGAGUACAAACUUGUGAUUAGUAAAUUUCCUUUUCAAGAUCCAGAACUUGACAAGCAUCGCUUUCCAAAGAAACUUCCAAUGUCACAGUCAGUGCCUCAGAUUUAUAUCCAGGUUAAAGAAUUUAUUUAUGCAAGCCUUAAAUUUUCAGAGUCACUUCAUCGGAGUUCAACAGAGAUAGAUGACAUGCUUAGAAAAUCUACAAAUUUAUUGCUGACUAGAACUUUAAGCAGUUGUUUACAAAACCUCAUUAAAAAACCUCACAUAGGUUUGACAGAGCUGGUGCAAAUUAUCAUAAAUACAACACAUUUGGAACAAGCAUGUAAAUAUCUUGAGGACUUUAUAACUAACAUUACAAAUAUUUCCCAAGAAACUCUUCACACAGCAAGAUUGUAUGGUCUUUCAACUUUUAAGGAUGCAAGACAUGCUGCUGAAGGGGAGAUUUAUACUAAGCUUAAUCAGAAGAUUGAUGAAUUUAUCCAACUCGCCGACUACGAUUGGACAAUGACUGAGCCUGAUGGGAGAGCUAGUGGCUAUUUAAUGGAUCUGAUUAAUUUCUUAAGAAGCACUUUUCAGGUUUUUACGCAUUUGCCUAAUAACAACAAUGACUAUGCAGCCAUGUCGGGAAAAGUAGCUCAGACUGCUUGUAUGUCUGCUUGCCAGCAUCUCUCAACUUCCCUGAUGCAGAUGCUGUUGGAUAGUGACUUGAAACAGAUCAGCAUGGGAGCCAUUCAGCAAUUUAAUUUAGAUGUCAUACAAUGUGAAUUGUUUGCAAGUUCUGAGCCUGUACCUGGAUUCCAUGGAGAAACCUUGCAGUUAGCAUUCAUUGACCUCAGACAACUCCUGGACCUCUUCAUGGUGUGGGACUGGUCGACUUACCUGGCCGACUACGGGCAGCCCAGCUCCAAGUACCUGCGCGUCAAUCCCAGCACGGCUUUGGCCCUCUUGGAAAAAGUCCACCGAGGGAUGAAAGACGUGAACAAAAAGAACCACCUUUUCGCCCAGUUCCGGAAGAACGACCGCGACAAACAGAAGCUCAUCGAGACGGUGGUGCGGCAGCUGCCGGGGCUGGCCCACGGGAUCGCCCAGCACCCGUGAACGCCGGCCCCCCCC
Python bivittatus (Burmese python) is the source of this 2571-nucleotide messenger RNA. Lineage: Eukaryota; Metazoa; Chordata; Lepidosauria; Squamata; Pythonidae. The record is from RefSeq and is a predicted model, not a curated record.